AUGGAAGAAUUCAUACCUGAAACUUUGUUUGAGCUUGAAGAAUUUCCCAAUAACCCUAGUCAAGAAUCUGAUACUGACAUUGAACAAAUGAUAGUGGAUGAUAAUACUCUUACAUUUGAUUUGCAUUCAUUGAAAAAAGUACAAGAAAUAAUCAGAUCCACCAAGGAAACGGAAGAAGAAUUACUUGGG
Messenger RNA from Cetraspora pellucida, 189 nucleotides. Lineage: Eukaryota; Fungi; Glomeromycota; Glomeromycetes; Diversisporales; Gigasporaceae. The record is from the annotation of a GenBank genome assembly.